Molecule: messenger RNA, 1172 nt
Organism: Notolabrus celidotus (New Zealand spotty)
Lineage: Eukaryota; Metazoa; Chordata; Actinopteri; Labriformes; Labridae
Product: sialic acid-binding Ig-like lectin 14
Exons: 4
Coding region: 100-798 (232 amino acids)
Source: RefSeq, a predicted model, not a curated record
ACCCUUUCAGUUUCAAAAGGGCAGGGCUGGACUAUAUAUAAUUGUGAUAUCCAAAGACACUGCACAAAUCCAAGGAACACAGGAGGAGAAGAUUCAAGUAUGGGGCUGAUGUUGUGGCUUUUCCCUCUCUGUUUCCUCGUGAUUCCUCAUGUCCAGUCCUCUUCAAAAGAGUGGACAAUCAAUGUGCCAGAGAGGAUUCCCGUCGUGGAGGGUCACUGUGUGGUCAUUCCCUGCACCGUCACCUUCCCUUGGCACGCCAAGAAAAGAGUGGUCCCCUACAAAGUCAGAGGAUACUGGAAAAGAGGGCAAACAGUCAUCUCAACCAAUAACCGAAGACCCCCGAGAACAUCACAGGAGUACAAGGGCCGCACCCAGUUUCUGGGAGAUAUGCGCCAUCGUUGUUGCACCAUGAAGCUGCAUCGAGUCAGUCCGAGGGACACUGGCCCCUUCUACUUCAGGAUUGAAAUCCCGUGGUUCAACAGGUUCUCCUACAUCAACAAUGCAGUGACCAUUGACGUCCUACGUGACCCCCUGCCCCCUACUCUGUCUGUGAAGGGGACGGCUCAAAGGAGAGUCUACUGCUCGGCGAUUUUUUCCUGCCCGUCUUACAUCCCUCAGCUCUCCUGGAAUACGCAGGUAUGGGCCAGAACCCGAGCGAGGAAGCGGAAGUCAUGGCAGUGGGAGAUAUACUCAACCUUUACCUUUACCCCAAAAGUUGGCAUUAACACUACUUUUACAUGCAUGGUGAAGUAUCGCAAUGGGAAGAAGGCCCAGAGCUCCAUCAUCAUCACGAAGUGAGAUGAAUAUCACCUUUUGGUCUCCAGGGUAAAGUAAUUCAUGUCUGCAUAUUCUGGAUGUCUUACUCUUACUUUGUGUUGUGCAGCUGACAGGGAUAUAUUACCCUGCAGUCAAAUACCACAGAUUUACUGUGUCACUACUACUUUAUGUCUACACUCAGAGACACAAUCAGUCUGUUCAAAAACACAGAACGUUUUGAUUUCAUUCUGCAGAUGUGACUCCUUUGUCAUCUUUAAGCUUACCACAUCAUAUUUACUGUUGCUGAAGAUCAGGUAUUUGCAGCAAUGCUCUGCAGUUUGAUGCUUCUUUCAUGUAUUCCUGUUAUUAUGAAUCAUUGUGUCUGAUUAACAAUAAACGAUCUAUAUGCAACUCUA